Musa acuminata AAA Group (dessert banana) is the source of this 1906-nucleotide messenger RNA. RefSeq names its product dynamin-like protein ARC5. The coding region runs from base 631 to 900 and encodes 89 amino acids. The transcript has 6 exons. The record is from RefSeq and is a predicted model, not a curated record. Lineage: Eukaryota; Viridiplantae; Streptophyta; Magnoliopsida; Zingiberales; Musaceae.
GAUGCACAAUUAGUGCACUUUCUUAUAUAUCCAUUGACUCUUCUCUUACGCCAUUGACAUUGGGCAUUAGGCUUUAUGAUCUCUUGCUGUCGGUCAAUACGGCUCGGAGUCAAACCCUAAUAAGAUUUAGUGGUGAUUUCAUAUAGCCACUUCCUCUCAUGCUCAAUAUAUAAUUAAGUCGAUUUUAAAAUUAUUAGUGAUUCCAUGAGAUAACUAAUAACCUUUUAAGCUUAAAUUGUUAAUCCAAUUAAUUUUAAUUUCAUUAGUCAAAAUUGACCUGAUGGUAUAAAUGAUGGAUUAAUUUAUUGACCUUUCAUGCCCUCCGUAAGUGCGUGUGCUGUCGCAAAAGUAUUUUCUGGUAUCUUUCGUUAUCCAGAAUACAAAAUUAGGGUUUGCGUGCGUUUCGCGCCCGUGACUCACCGCCACCUCAUCUCUUGGUUGGCGCGAUGAGGAGACGAUGCCAAGAGGCGGCGGUGAAGGAGGAGGAGGAGGACUCCGGGAAGCUCUACGAGGAGUACAACGAGCUAGCUCCACGGGCUGGCGCAGGAGUUCGAGACGCCCUUCGACGUACCGGCGGUGCUGGUGGUGGGGCACCAGACCGACGGGAAGAGGGCGCUCGUGGAGGCCCUCAUGGGUUUCCAGUUCAACCACGUCGGUGGCGACACCAAGAUCCGCUGGCCGAUCACCCUCCACAUGAAGUACAACCCCGGUUACGUCGUCUCGGUCUGCCGCCUCGUCUCCGACGCCGGCCCCACCGUCGCCAGUCGCAUGUCCUUUCCCGAGAUCCAGGAGAUUGAUGCAUUAUUAGGUGUGCGCACACUUGAUCGUUCCAGACCUGAUGCAGUGGUUGGGGAAAAGCAGAAACUAAGUAUACUCAAUAAAGGAUUUGGAACUUCGUAGAGAAGAUGGAAGGGCUCUUGUGAGAACUUUAAAUGCAACAACAAAAUUAUUGGAACACGCUACUUCAACAGCUACAACGACACGACUCAAGAAGCUUCUCCACGGGACUACAAUGGCCAUGGCACCUAUACUGCCUCAAUUGUGGCCAGAAGAAAUGUGCACAUUGUUAGCUGUACAGCCUCACCGGAGGGACAACCAGAGGCAUAGCGCCUUCUACUAAGCUUGCGGUGUACAAAGUCUGUUGGCUAGUGGGGUUUGCAGGCGAAGACUUGUUGGUUGCCUUUGACCACGCGAUCACAGAUGGGGUGGACAACAUCUCCAUCUCGAUCAGUAGCGACCAUGCGAGUGAAUACUUCGAGGAGCCGAUAGCCAUUGGUGCGUGCCACGCGAUAAGAAGAGGAUUCUCACAUUAGCCUAUGGUGGCAAUAAUAGGCAUAGUGGUCGUGGCACGGUAGGUGAUGUUGUGCCAUGGAUGCUAGUGUCAGUUGCAAAUAGCAUUGAUCAUCGCUUCAUAGACACAUUGGUUACUGGAGAUCGAAGGACCAUUCUGGGAGCUUCCAUUAACACAUUCCCUACAGAGAAGAAAUCUUACCCCUUCAUAUCCUUCGAUGAUGGAACAUUUCCAUCGAGGGAUUGGAGCCUUUGUUUGUUGGGGCUAAAGGCACGGUGAUGUUGGAUAACGAUAUGUUUGAUUGUCAACUUUUCCAUUUGGCUAUUCUGAACGUAAGAGGUUUAUGGAGUACAUCGACAAGACCGACAAAGUUCAACUUUCUUCCUAAUUAGUUCACACUAACAUUAUCAACUGUGCUUAUAUCUGCUUCUGGAUUCAGGAAUCCCGUGGCUAAUGUACAUGAGUAAAACAGUAUUCGACUCUAAGCUUUAGUUGAUGUUCAGGAAGUGUUACUGAUGUUUAUCAUCAAAUACAAUCGGCUGUCUGAUUGAAACCGACUGCCUCCUUGUUUGUAUGACAUUCUCAUGACUAGAUUAUAGAAAACAUCUGAUGAAA